Plutella xylostella (diamondback moth) is the source of this 1632-nucleotide messenger RNA. It is a transcript of the gene Alg-2, whose product is annotated as apoptosis-linked protein 2. The record is from RefSeq and is a predicted model, not a curated record. Gene Ontology annotation, molecular function: calcium ion binding. Lineage: Eukaryota; Metazoa; Arthropoda; Insecta; Lepidoptera; Plutellidae.
UUCACUUGUCAAUGUCAAAUUUCAAAAGCAGCAACUCCGCAAGCAAUUUUUAUUAAAUUUGAUUUCGAAAGAAGUAUUUUUAUAGUAAACUUGGGUACUUACAACGACAAAUUACAAUAAUCUACGUAAUAGUUUCUGCACUAUCUGGAAAUCAAAGUGAGGCUAAACGACUUCUAUCAACGAUCAUGGCUUUCCAGUCACCCAUGCCAAGCCGAGAGUUUCUAUGGGAUAUAUUCCGAAGAGUGGACAAGGACCGUAGUGGCUACAUUUCAGCGGAUGAAUUGCAACAAGCACUAUCAAAUGGUACAUGGAACCCAUUUAACCCAGAAACUGUGCGUCUAAUGAUAGGAAUGUUUGACAAGCAAAGCCGAGGUGUGAUCAACUUUGAGGACUUUGGAGCACUAUGGAAGUAUGUCACGGACUGGCAGAAUUGUUUCAGAUCUUUUGAUCGGGACAGCUCUGGAAAUAUUGAUAAGGCUGAGCUUAAGAAUGCACUGACUGCGUUUGGAUACCGGCUAAGCGACAGUGUUGUGAAUAUGAUGGUCAACAAAUUUGAUCGGUUUGGACAAGGGACCAUUCUCUUUGAUGACUUCAUCCAGUGUUGUGUCACUUUGUAUACCUUAACUUCAGCAUUCCGGCAAUAUGACACAGACCAAGAUGGUGUGAUUACCAUUCAUUAUGAGCAAUUCCUUACUAUGGUGUUUGGACUUAAGGUAUAAACUCUGCACUUUUUUCAGUACCUACAUCUAUUUGUUUUAAUUAUUUACAAAAUGUAUUUUAGAAUAAUUUUAUUAUGGCACUUGGUGGAUACCUAAUACCUAUAGGUAAUUAUGCUUUGUCUGAAAAGUUGCCUUUUUAAAAUCUCUUUUCUAUGUUGUGCCAAAAAAAGACCUGCAUGUGAAAAACUUUUGAGUGCAACAUACCUAGCAUUAAUUUAAUGAUAAAUAUUUACCAUAAUUCUCCUGGAGUUGCAGAAAGGAUCAUUAAGCUAAUGUCUACAUUAAAUCUAUGUAUAUCUCUUCCUGUCCACUGCCUAAUGAAGGCAGCUAAACAUUUAAGGUCAACAUUAGCUUAAAGUCCCUUUCUGCAAUUCAGCAUCAGUCAAACUCUUCACAAAAAAUACUGAAAAUAAAAUUUUCAUGUUGUUAAAAGAUGUCCAUAUUAUUUUUUAUAAAUGUUUAACUGUAGUUUUACCUAUUGUAGAUAAGUGCUUAGUUAACAUGUAAAGCACAACUUUAUAAUUACAUUAUUUAGUUCUAAGAGUAAUGCUAUUGAGCUUAGAAUUUCUGAUAUUUUUAUCAAAUUCUGAAUAAAAUAAGCAGGAAUAACUGAAACUUUACCUUUUCACUUUUGUAACCAUUAUAUUAGAAUUAUAGUCAUUGGGUAUGCAUGUGGAUGUUAAAACGUAUUAUUCUAAAUUAUUUGUUUUGACUUGUUAUAUUUUUCUGUUUGUACAGUGUUGGCCAUGAAUAGUCGGAAGAAAGAUCCAGAUAAGCAAAUGCUAUACCAUUGGUUUAAAUAGCUUAAUUUUAAUAUGUUAAUAUUCAGGAAUACAGAUUUUAGUUACAACUGUUACAAAUAUCUUGAUGUUUUAUAUUUUUUCAUAAAUAUUAAUUGUUGCUGUGAAUUUAU